UCGAGUCGAGGAUUCGCGCGCGACGUGGUCGAUUGUCAACGACCCGCCUGUAACCGUACAACAUCCGAGCCGAAACCCAACAUCCCGGACAGGCGGACGCGAACUCAAACCCUAGAAACGGUGGCCAUGGAUUCGGGGGGCGGAGGAGGGAGCGGCGCGCACAAGGCAGCCUCGGGCUCCGCGCCCUCGCCUGCUCCGCCGGCGCCAAACCCCACGGCGAUGCUCUCGGCUCUCAUGAGCAAGCGCGCCAAGCUCCAGGAGGAGCUCCGCUCCAUCGAGCGCCAGGUUUAUGAUAUGGAGACCACCUACCUACAAGAGUCUAAUCAAUUUGGAAGUGUGCUGAAGGGUUUCGAAUCUUUUUUGUCAUCCUCAAAAAACAGCUCUAACCUUAAGCGCUCUCGGAAAUUUCAGGCAGACGAGAGGUUAUUCUCUCUAUCAUCAGUUACUUCUCCAGCGGUUGAUGAACAAGGACGAGAUGAUGGAAGAGAGUAUGGAGCAGGUCGUUCAAAGGGUGGGAGCACCCCUGCAAAUGGGCAAGGCAAACCGAAGAAGGGAGGGCGCCCUGGUGGGCGAGAUGGCAAGAGACUACGGCCGUCGAAUGAUCCAGACCUGGACGACGAAGAUGACUACUAACUCCUCCAUGUUGUAGGGUUACUUUAGCGGAUUAACUUCAAUUUAGCCUAUAGCCGCACAUGAUUCUUUAUGUAUUGCCUCCCUUCUCUUGCAGCUCCAACUCGUUUGUUUUACUUGCUUGCAUCUUGGUUUCCUCCUCCACCUCUUCAGAUUUGUAACAUAGGUCGAUGAAAGUUAACCAGAUUGUUAAAAUUUUAUGCAAACUUUGCUCUCAGACAGUAGUUUUCCCCCCCUGAA
Messenger RNA from Sorghum bicolor (sorghum), 870 nucleotides. Its product is annotated as chromatin modification-related protein MEAF6. The transcript is spliced from 6 exons. NCBI's taxonomy places the organism in Eukaryota, Viridiplantae, Streptophyta, Magnoliopsida, Poales, Poaceae. The record is from RefSeq and is a predicted model, not a curated record. The coding region runs from base 127 to 633 and encodes 168 amino acids. Gene Ontology annotation, cellular component: histone acetyltransferase complex.